AUGAGAGCUUUGUAUCUAAAUUCUUACCUCAUUGUAUUUAUAAAAGUAAGUUUUGACCAAAGACUUUGUAUGGCAUGUCAUAAUAGUAUUUUAAUUUCAAUUUUGGAUAAACAUGAUUUACAAAUAUCUAUUUUUAUUUUAUUCUACGGCUACCAGAUACUAGAUAUUUUUGAAAAAGAGAAUGCUUCAAUUAUAAAUGGGCCAAAUACUUUAUCAUCUGGGGUGGGUGUAACAGUAAACUUAACGAGAAAGAACUGGAUAAGAACAUCCAAACAAGAGAUUUUAGCUUAA
Messenger RNA from Heterostelium album PN500, 291 nucleotides. RefSeq lists its product as uncharacterized. The transcript has 5 exons. The coding region runs from base 1 to 291 and encodes 96 amino acids. The record is from RefSeq and is a predicted model, not a curated record. NCBI's taxonomy places the organism in Eukaryota, Evosea, Eumycetozoa, Acytosteliales, Acytosteliaceae.